AUGUCUUACGCAGAAGCUGCUGCCAAAGGUCCCAAGCAAUCCGCAGAGGAGGCUCGUGCCCCCAGCGUUGGUGGAGUGUACCGCGAUGAAGCCGAGAGCACCGCUUCCCUGGUCGACGUCGACUCGCCGCACGUCCAGGCCGUGGAUCCCGAUUUCCUGAAGCAGGACGUGCAGACCACCACCCAGGCCGAGCGGAUAGAGCGAGAAGAAGAGGAGCGGGAAGCCUACGAAGAACGGAGAGCCAAGAGCAAGGCUAAGGCUAAAGCUAAGGCGAAGGCUGAAUCGGCUCGCAGCAACGCGCAUAACCCUGUCUACCUCGGAAAUGCUGUGAUUCUGGCCUUGACUGGCGCUGGUCUGGGGUAUGGAGCAUACCGGAAACAUGCUGCUGGGCAGCUUUCUUGGGAAGUGAUUGGAUGGGCCUCUGGCGCUAUUGGUGCUUUUGGUGCCGUGGACUACUUUGUUAGCAAAUGGCUUCUGCAGAACAAGUAUCCUCCGAAAUAA
Aspergillus luchuensis is the source of this 501-nucleotide messenger RNA. RefSeq lists its product as uncharacterized. The transcript has 4 exons. Gene Ontology annotation, molecular function: nascent polypeptide-associated complex binding. Lineage: Eukaryota; Fungi; Ascomycota; Eurotiomycetes; Eurotiales; Aspergillaceae. Gene Ontology annotation, cellular component: mitochondrial outer membrane. Bases 1 to 501 code for a protein of 166 amino acids. The record is from RefSeq and is a predicted model, not a curated record.